GUGCACUUAGAGGUGGAUUGUUUACAGGCGGGGCUUCUCGUAGCGCUUUGAGCGUCGAGCCCGUUUUGUGUAGCAGCAACGAUGGGCGGAGAACAAGAAUGGAAGCCGGGUGGCAUGAAGAGAAGAAGAGAGAGAUGGUCGUCGCGCAUGGCUCGAACCUGCAGGUCUGCAAGCUCCGUCGUCGGGUGUCUUUACUACGCGGUCCUUGCAUAGCACUGUGUUGGGUCGCGCAUGUCUGGACUCGCGCUGUCUUCCUUCCUCGCGAGGCAAAUUGUCGACGAUGUGAGAGUGCCCAUUACGUUCUGCCGACAGUAAGCCAAGCUUUUGUUGGCGCACGUGAGAUCUUAGGCCUGGGAGGAUAGUGAUACGUAGAAGGGCUGUUGACUGGCUCGGGCUUGCAGUGCUCACUUUGGAUGAGACAGGAAGUUGGUAAUAAAGUUCUGGAAACCAACCAACAUGUAAUUUGCUUGGAAUUGUCGGUGGUUAAUGCUACCAUCGAACAUGCGUCAGAUGAAGUUCAUGCAUGCGAGUGACAUCGUGGAAACACGCCCGAAGGGCGACCGCGAGAGCUUGUAUGGAAGUUUCCCCAGCGCCACCGAACUUCUUCGAUCAGGCCCGACCGCCCACGGAACCGAGCCUGGGCAUGAGCCACGCCGAGACAGGAAAAAUCUAAAAGAGUCCAGCCACGGUUCUCAACAGCAAAGGGCUUGCACACACCAAAUAAGGCUCUCCGGAAGAGAUCGUGUUGGACUCGAAACCGAUGACCAUCUUCCGAUGCGAGGGGUGAAAGAAAGAGCUGACGACGAUCACGCGCGAGAUGCCCUCGAGGAUCACGAUCGCGAUCGCGGUCACGGAAGGUCUUGCUCGUAUCAUGUAGGCUCGUGAUGAGUUGCGCCAUGGUAGAUCUGGUUUGUCUUGCGUUCAAGAUAGAAGCGCACGGCAGGCACAGUGUGCGCUCCAUGUAAAAGUCAGGCCGGCUUGAGUCUAGCGGUGUUCUUAUCCUCGACAUCUGGAAAUGGCGGAAGAUCGCUACGACCAAGCAUCAAUUAUGAAUUCUGAGGCAUCCGAUCCCUUUUCUGUUCAAAGGCUGUGAGCACCGAUGUUCUUCCCUGCCAAAGCACCAUCUGACAUCUGACCACCUGGCCAUAUGAUCCUGCUGAGUGGGAUUUAUUGCAAGUGGAUGCAGUAUUGUGGGCGUGAAUUCGAGCCCUGCCGAUCACUCCGUCGGCCCGAACUUCAACUUUACCAGUUCUGUGCAGACACCUCGUAGAGUGAACCGUCCGCCCUUAAAUGGGGAUGACGAGCCCUCGCCUGAGCACGAAAGAUCUGGAAGGCACGCAUUGUUGGAGCCGGCCAUGCGGCUGGAAGAUGCAAGUCCUCUCGGUCUGGCGUGUCGAUCUUGCGCGUUGUUUUGCGCAGUGUUCAGCGGUCCAUGGCGGAAACAGUCGCCGUGCCGAGUGAAAUCUGUGCCUGGACCGAAGCAAGGCCAUAGAACUUGGCCGUGAUCAGCUGCCAAGCUCGGGUCGGGUCGGCUCGGUUCAGCUGUCGGGGCGGGAGGAGGAGGAGGAGGAGGGAGUGGCGCAGUUGUGCCCGAGAGAAGACGACAGCAGUGAAAGCUUUUGGAGCGUGUAACUGGAAAUUAAGAGGGGCGUCGCGAGACAGACAUGCUGUGAGGUCGAAGGCACGUACAAGGCGAAAAGCCCAUCUCGCGUCCUUAAUUGCACCGGACAUGAAUCGAAAUCUGCGGAUUCGCUCUCGGCGCAGAAGAUUUGGAAGCCUCCACUGCAGCAAGCGCUGGAAAGCUCGGAAAAACAGUGGCCCGAGCGAGGCCCGAGCGAGGCCAAGUGCAUGCUGCCGGGCAAAUGAGUCGCAGGAUCCUGGAAUGGGCGAGCGCGAGUUCUUCAGGUACUUCAGGGAAAAGGUGGUGGUUUGCGAUGUGCAGAGUCACCAAUGUGAGUAAUUGCUCGGUUGGUAGACUUCCGACCAGGAGAGAAGGCGGUAAAGAAACAGUAGUUGAUGGAUGGCGAAUCACCCGCAUCAAGGAUAUGGGAAACGACACGUAGAGGGAUGUUUGACAGCUUUAUCUGGCUUCCAUAGAUUCUUUUUGUUAGCUGCUACCGGAGUCGAUAAAUCGAUGUAUUGAUGGAAAAGCAGGGGAAUCAGAAUAGGAUCUCCUUUUGUCUCGAGAAGUUAAUUGCGUGGACCAAAUCCGGAGAGUUGGACUCUAAAGUACUGCCAUAUUGAUGGGAGAGGGAAUCAAAUUCCCGCAGGAGUUUCGGCUCCAUCAAACCUCCCACACUCACUGUCGAGCGAGUCAUCCAUCCUCUGCGCUACGUGGUGACCCCGCCGGCUCCUCCCCGGCCCUACCCCCGGCGACAUGCGUUCCACAUCUGCCAUCUCCCAACGGCACGAGCUCGAGAGCGCAAUUCUUCGAUCCUCUCUGAUUCGAGCCCUGCCUGCCUGCCUCCCUGCCUGCCUGCCCGUCCUGACCUGGCCUGCUGCUGCUGCUCGUUCGUUCGAGGGCUCGAGCAGUGAG
This is a messenger RNA of Marchantia polymorpha subsp. ruderalis, 2536 nucleotides long. The record is from the annotation of a GenBank genome assembly. NCBI's taxonomy places the organism in Eukaryota, Viridiplantae, Streptophyta, Marchantiopsida, Marchantiales, Marchantiaceae.